Molecule: messenger RNA, 2889 nt
Organism: Vanessa tameamea
Lineage: Eukaryota; Metazoa; Arthropoda; Insecta; Lepidoptera; Nymphalidae
Gene: hrg
Product: poly(A) polymerase type 3
Exons: 13
Coding region: 264-2165 (633 amino acids)
Cellular component (GO): nucleus
Molecular function (GO): RNA binding; poly(A) RNA polymerase activity
Source: RefSeq, a predicted model, not a curated record
UUUAUAAAAAUGGCUGGCUUGUUGUUGGCGACUGUUGGGCGCUUGUUUGGAAAUUAAUGUUUGUUUCUUUUAAUUAUAAUGAGUUUGGUUUAUCAUCAGCUUAUAUUUUCACGUAGUUCGAUACAUGACAAUGUACUGUGAUCAGUAAGCGUGUCACCACUUGCCUGAAACUAAUUCUGGUUAAACAGAUGUUAAGAAACCUGUACUCCCACCUGUAGAUUCAUAAGUUUUGUGUAGAAUAAGCGUUAUAAAAAACAAGCAAGAUGUGGCCCGCGUCUCAGUACACGCAUACUAACCAUGCCCAGGCUACGGUUAAAACAAAUGAACAUCAGAAUCAACAGAACUUGAAGACACUCGGAAUGACUUCUGCUAUAUCUAUGGCAGGUCCAAAGCCAAUUGACGUUGAAAAGACGAAUGACUUGAAGGAUUCCCUCGUGCCGUUUGGCGUGUUCGAGUCGGAGGCCGAGAUGCAUCAUCGCAUGGAGGUCCUCGGGGCGCUGCACCGGCUCGUCCGCCAGUGGAUCAGAGACGAGUCGCUGAGGAAGAACAUGCCGCCGAGCGUCGCUGAUACCGUCGGCGGAAAUAUUUAUACAUUUGGAUCGUACAGGCUCGGGGUCCACCACCGCGGUGCCGACAUAGACGCCCUGUGCGUCGCGCCGAGGCACAUCGACCGCGCCGACUACUUCCAGUCCUUCUACGAGCUGCUCAAGACGCAGCCCCAGGUGAAAGAUUUAAGAGCAGUGGAAGAUGCAUACGUGCCCGUGAUCAAGAUGAACUUUGAUGGCAUUGAAAUUGAUUUACUGUUUGCUCGGCUCGCUCUGAAGGAAAUACCAGAUUCCUUUGAUCUCCGAGAUGAUAUACUUCUCAAGAAUUUGGAUCAAAAAUGCGUCCGGUCUCUCAAUGGAUGCAGAGUGACCGAUGAGAUACUGCGUCUCGUGCCUAAUAUAAAUAAUUUUAGAUUGACGUUGCGGGCGAUCAAGCUAUGGGCUAAACGUCACGGCAUCUACUCCAACACGCUGGGCUACCUGGGCGGGGUGUCGUGGGCCAUGCUGGUGGCGCGCACGUGCCAGCUGUACCCCAACGCGCUGCCGGCGACGCUGGUGCACAAGUUCUUCCUGGUGUUCAGCCAGUGGAAGUGGCCGCAGCCCGUGCUGCUGAAGCAGCCGGACGCGGUCAACCUCGGCUUCCCCGUGUGGGACCCGCGCGUCAACGUGGCCGACCGCUUCCAUCUCAUGCCGAUCAUCACGCCCGCCUACCCGCAGCAGAACUCCACCUUCAACGUGUCGGCGUCCACCCGCACCGUCAUCAUGGAGGAGUUCCGCCUGGGGCUGGCGAUCACGGACGAGAUCAUGCUGAGCAAGUGCGGCUGGGAGCGGCUGUUCGAGGCGCCCAACUUCUUCUCGCGCUACAAGCACUUCAUCGUGCUGCUGGCGUCGUCUGCGCGGGCGCUGGACCAGCUGCAGUGGUGCGGCCUCAUCGAGAGCAAGAUCCGCCACCUCAUCGCGACAUUAGAAAGAAAUCAACACAUAACAAUAGCCCACGUGAACCCCGAGUGCUACAAUUCCGUACCGCUUAGCACUAACAACGGGCAGCCAUUAGCUCUGCCACCAGGCACACCGGUGCCAGCGGACGUCGCAUUAAAUGAAAUAAACAAAAAUGAUAAGGGCGAGGUGAUAGCCAACGUGUGUUCGAUGUGGUUCAUCGGGCUGGUGUUCGACAAGACCAACGUGAACGUGGACCUGACGUACGACAUCUCGUCCUUCACCAAGGCCGUCCACUACCAGGCGGAGAACACUAACAUGUUACGCGAGGGAAUGACGAUAGAGGCGCGGCACGUGCGGCGCAAGCAGCUGCACCAGUUCCUGUCGCCGUCGCUGCUGAAGCGCGAGCGCACGGCGUCCGGCAACAAGCGCAAGCUGGACGCGCCGCAGCCGCCGCUGCACAAGAAGACCAAGCGCCUGUCCGAGAGCAGCACCGAUGAUAUCAGUUGCUUUUCAUACAACGAAGAUUCAAACUCGUCCAAUAUGUAUGAGGUUAACCUCCAGAACGGAAACGCGUCGAGCCACACCCCGCAGGAGGCGGACAGGAACAAGUCGGCUGCGGAGAAGCAGAUGGCGCCGGCGACGGAGCACCCUUCCACGUCGAACAGUAUUGCGUGUACGUAGCAGUACGAGGAGUGGCGCCAACGGUUCAUUUACGGAACCAGUAACGUCAAAAUGCACAGAGUUAAACGCGCCUAAGACGCUAAGUGUAUAGUUAAGUGGGCCUCAGUGGCUACGAGAAACUCCAACGGAGACACGGUAAGACGAUAUGUCUAUAGUGACAGUGAAUAGUGCUUAAGGACCGCGACUGAAUGUGACAGUUAACGGAUAACAGAUCUAAAGUUUUUUAUUCGUUUUGGUGCAAUAGCUUUGGGAAGCUGCCGAUUUUACUAUGGGUAAGUCAGAAAUAUGUGUAAAUUUGCCCUCAAAUCUUGAUACAUUGAUCUAUACUAGAAAUAGAUAAACUCGUAUUAAUGUAGUCACGAUUGAUAACGAAUAUUUCUUAUUUAUUCGUUAGAUGUUGCACGGCAGAGCGUCGUCGUUACGUAAGUUCAAUUACAUAGAAUAAGAUGUUGAAAAAUAACAGUUUGAUAAUUUGACAUGCGAAGGUCCAUUAUUAGUUAUGUUCGUGGAUAUUGUUUCAUUGCAGGUCCCCGGGGGCACGCGGCUGACAUGUGAGUUGGUUCAAACAAUAGAUAGGAUGAUCUAUUGGGGUUUGCGAGGGGACUAUUUAAAAUUUGCACUAGUCUAGGAGAAAUUGUUAUAUGCAUUUACAUGAACAUUACAUAUUUCUUAAAUAGAUGGUCAACUUUUAUAGUUCACUAAUUUAAUGUGUCAAUAUAAUCAA